AUGAUAAAAGAUGAACAAACAACUGUACCAUUAAAUCCGUUAAGUAAUGAUUCGGAAGACAAAGACAUAGUGAAGAAUUCUUACAAACGACCAUGGAUAGCAGAUAAUCGAAUACCUCCUAGAAGGGUACAGAAAACUAAUAUUUCAAAAUUAAGAAGUAGGCUAUUUGCUUACAAUCAAAGAAGUUGUUCUAUAUCUCUAGCUACAGCUGUUGGGAGCUUUAGGUUUAUACAUGUAUGGGCUAAAUUACUAGCCUUUAUAUUUUCUUCAGCUUUAAUGAUGUGGUCCUCAUAUUGUACAUUAUUAUAUUCUAAUAUUCGAGAUAUUAUUUUUUAUAUAUCAGUCUCAAGUUUACUUUUGUCUAUAUUGUGCUGUAUUAUUGUAUUUCUGUCAUGUAUAUUCCUUACUAUUUAUAAUGGACACCAAUAUUCAGAAUAUAUGUGGAAUAAUACAGGAAUUUAUUACAAAAUAAAAAGUAUCACCUCACUUAAAGUGUUGUCAAUUUUAUAUCUUUUUGCAGCAAUAUUUUCUAUAUUUCCUAUUUUAUUUAACUCACUCAAUCAGAGCUUAUACAAAGUGACUAUCUUAUCUAUAAUUUUAGUAGCCCAUAUUAUACCUUCAACUCUUUUUUAUUUCGCUUAUAUACGUGGCGAAGAUUGCAAAUUAGAACCUAUAUCUAUACUUAUAUAA
Cryptosporidium muris RN66 is the source of this 690-nucleotide messenger RNA. RefSeq lists its product as uncharacterized. The transcript has a single exon. The record is from RefSeq and is a predicted model, not a curated record. NCBI's taxonomy places the organism in Eukaryota, Apicomplexa, Conoidasida, Eucoccidiorida, Cryptosporidiidae. Bases 1 to 690 code for a protein of 229 amino acids.